GAUAGCACUGAUGCAUCACCCUUCGUCACAGAUUGCUUCAUGGGCAACAGGCUGUCGGAUGGAAGUGCGCCGCGAGGCAAUGCCGUCCUGCUGCACUCGGAUGACGAGAGCGAGAGCUCCCGAAACCUGAGCAUCUGCAGCCUGGACUCUGAGCUGCCAAAGUCCAAAGAAGGCUGUCUCAGCAUUCCGGGGCUGGAGCUGGUAAAGGCUUCCCCGGUGCCGAGCCAGGAUGCUAGUCCGCCUGUGGCUGCUCCUGGUGGCUACAUAGAAGCCGCUCCAGAGCGGCAGCAGCCCAGAUGCAGCAGCCUCGUCGUGCCUCAGGCCACCAGCAGCCCGCGCCGAACCUGGGGUAGCACCGGCUGCCUAGCGAACAAAGCGCAGUCGUCGUCGCCCUUGAAGCGCAGAUGUCAGCGUGUGCAGACAUUGCCUGCAGGUUUAUGCACAGAUGACUCUCUGCCUUCAAGGAGCAUCAAGGGCCUGGAAGAAGGGCAGAAGAUUUAUGACGUCUACUACUGGGAGCAGGUGAUUCAGGAAGAUGGGGACGGAGGCAAGGUAGUCUUCUGCCGGAAGAAGGAGGAUGAGGCGGAGAACAAGGAGUUCAACAAGGUCAUGAAGAUCAAGUCCAAGUUGAAGCUCCAGAAAGAGGGAUUCGGUGAGCAGUACCGGAAGGUGCUUGCGAAAAUGAUGUCGCUUCCACCUCAUCCUGGGAUCAUGCCAGUGGAGGAGGCGUUAGAGGAUGACGCCUUCUACUACGUGGUGGCGCCCAGAGCCAGCAACAGCUUCUUCGCCGGGCUGCUGCUGGACUUUGAAGAUGGCGUGGUGCCGGAAGCCGCCCUGAGGAGCCUGAUGACAGACAUGCUGGAAGCCCUGGAUCAUUUGCACAGCCACGGUGUGUUGCAUCGCGACAUCAAGCCUGACAACAUGGUCCUUCAGGCCGAAACGGACGAAGCCACGGGCACGCAGAGAAGGAGAGUCGUGCUCAUCGACUUCGACCAUGCUGAUUCCGAUUUUCCCAACAAUGGCAGCGAGCAAGAGCGGAUCUACGGGACAAGGAGAUUCAACGCACCAGAGACAUACCUCUGCACCUUUUCAAGGCAGAGCGAUCUCUACAGCGUAGGUGUAGUCUUCUACAUGCUGAUGACUGGCAAGAUGCCCUACAGCGACGAGCUCUUCGAUGGCCUCAGCCAGAUUCAUCAGCAGCAGCCCGGCCCCAGGAUCCUCUCUCCGCGGGCCAUUUUUCAGGAUACCUUUCAGCGCCUCAGAGAUGCCGAGGUGGAUUGGAACUGCGACCCUUGGCCGCUGCAGCCAGUGAGCAUGGACCUCUGCAAGCAGCUUUUAGCCUUCAGCCCCGCCUUGCGCCCUCGAGAUGCUCGAGCGGCGCUGUCGCAUCCCUGGUUCCUCUAGCAGAAUGCGCGGGCCCUUCUCGCCGCCUCUCGGGGCGAUGUGCAGCUGGUAGGGGGCUGGAGGCAACCCGGGCCACGCGCAUCAAGCACCCAGCAAAGCGGAACUUGAACGAGCCUUCCAAAAGCGUCUCAGCCUGUCUUAAGAUUCUUGAGCUUUCGAAUCAUUGUAAAAUUGCAGACUGUUUGGCUCGCGUUGGAACAGGGCGCGGCCUAGGCUGAAAUACCAAGGCCCAAGGCGUUUGGCGCCCUAAUCUGGUCGAAGUUACGGGAUGGUUGGAACCAUCCCUGGCCGACCUUGGAUCUCAUAGACUGUCAGAGACAGGCGAGGUCUGUCGGCUGCGUUUUGCUCUGACUACCUCAAGCCUUGAGGCAACAGGAAUCGGUCGGAGAGACAAAUUAUUAGAGCACGGCGAGCAGUGGGAAAGCAACAGAGCUUUCGACACUGGCGAGUCAUGCGUUGAAUCGGGCAUGGCUCCUGUCUGUCAGGGCAUACAUGCCA
Effrenium voratum is the source of this 1902-nucleotide messenger RNA. The record is from the annotation of a GenBank genome assembly. NCBI's taxonomy places the organism in Eukaryota, Dinophyceae, Suessiales, Symbiodiniaceae.